AUGUCUGCAAGUGGAGGACUGUCAAGAGAAGAAUUCUUGGUGCUCCAAGAACAACUUAUCGCGCUGCGCAAUAGAAAUUAUGAGCUGCAGGAAUGUUUGCAGAAGAAGAAUCAGGAAAUCGCUCAGCUUUCCUCUCCCAAAUCUGAAGCACUGCAAUUUGCCAGCAAGCUCAUGAAUCGGCGAGAUAAAGAAAAAGAGCUUGCGCAGAAGUACGAAGGAGAAUUGGAUGCGCUUAGGGUAAAACUAACCACUCAAGAGGAGGAAUUUCGCUUGCAGCAGGAGACACUCAUAUCCGAGUUGAACAAAGUAAGUACUUCGUUAUGCUCAAUCUGAAU
Messenger RNA from Strongylus vulgaris, 335 nucleotides. The record is from the annotation of a GenBank genome assembly. NCBI's taxonomy places the organism in Eukaryota, Metazoa, Nematoda, Chromadorea, Rhabditida, Strongylidae.